Molecule: messenger RNA, 707 nt
Organism: Drosophila eugracilis
Lineage: Eukaryota; Metazoa; Arthropoda; Insecta; Diptera; Drosophilidae
Gene: Taf10
Product: transcription initiation factor TFIID subunit 10
Exons: 2
Coding region: 97-597 (166 amino acids)
Biological process (GO): transcription initiation at RNA polymerase II promoter
Cellular component (GO): transcription factor TFIID complex; SAGA complex; nucleus
Molecular function (GO): promoter-specific chromatin binding; RNA polymerase II general transcription initiation factor activity
Source: RefSeq, a predicted model, not a curated record
CUAUCGAUUAUCGAUAAGAGUAUAUACAUAAACAAGAGUAAAGAUAAACAAAAUAAAUACAGUUUUUAGGAAUAAAUUAAAAAGAAGUGUAAAAGAAUGGCUUCCGACGGCGAGGAUAUUAAUGUAACACCUACGGAAUCUCUGGCGUCUGCCACGGACACCGAAGACGAGGAGACUGAGCCACAAUUGCAAUCCGAACCGGAUUCUGAUGCAGACGACUUGGAAGUGGAGGAGGUUCCACCAACCGCAGAGGAUGCGGAUAUGGAUGAAUUGUUCCGACAGUUAGAGGAUUACACGCCAACUAUUCCAGACGCCUUGACUAUGCACGCCCUGAAAACGGCUGGCUUUUCGACCGUGGACCCAAAAAUAGUUCGCCUGAUCUCCGUGUCCGCACAGAAAUUCAUAUCUGACAUUGCCAACGAUGCACUGCAGCACUGCAAGACGCGCACCACGAACAUCCAGCACUCCAGCGGCCACAGUUCUACCAAGGACAAGAAGAAUCCCAAGGACCGCAAGUACACUCUGGCUAUGGAGGACUUGGUUCCGGCGCUUGCCGAUCAUGGAAUCACCAUGCGCAAACCCCAAUAUUUCGUUUAAAUUUAGUUAUAUGCAGAAAACUUAGUAGCAAGUGAACCUUUUCAUCCAUUGCUAUCGAUUUACUUUAACUGUGCACAUUAAUAGAUCUAUUUUCUUUCAAGAUUUAAAAA